AUGGGAAAACGCAAGGCAGCGAAGAAGCCUCAGGGCCCAAAGAAGAUACUGACAAUUUUGCGUGUGAAGAAGGAAGUUUUAAACACGACUUUCCCUUGUCUCUUCUGCAACCACGAAAACUCGGUCAUUGUCAAGAUUGACAAGAAGGGCGGUGUUGGUCAAUUAUCCUGCAAAGUAUGCGACCAAAAGUUUCAAUGCGCCAUCAACUAUCUGUCAGCUUCGGUGGAUGUUUAUGCCGAUUGGGUUGAUGCUUGCGAUGCGGUUGCGAAAGAGGGAAAUACCGAUAGAGACCUUGACCCCGAACGUACACCUAUUCGACGUAAAUCCGGUGCUGCUGCCAAGGACGAUGAAGACGACGACGACAAUGACGAUGACAUAAUGGGAGACGAGGACGGAAUGGGUGGCUAUGGUGGCGACAAAGUCGUUGCGGACGAUGACUACUAA
This is a messenger RNA of Sclerotinia borealis F-4128, 444 nucleotides long. Lineage: Eukaryota; Fungi; Ascomycota; Leotiomycetes; Helotiales; Sclerotiniaceae. The record is from the annotation of a GenBank genome assembly.